GGCUGGGGGGGAAAUCCCUCUUUCCCGUAGAGGUCCUGAAGAGGGGGCGGUGCAUAACAAAAAGUAAUGGCCAUCUAGCGUUAUUUGGGUCCUGAAGAAGGAGGGGUAUUUCUCGUCGGACUAGCGUGAUUGAGUUUUCUUCAUGUUAGCGCGUAUGUUUUUCCGUCAUUGACACCAAGGAGAGCCUCAAACGGUUUUUUUUUUCCCCGUUGGACGCCCGUUGGCCACGGUCGCAAAACGGUUAACUGCCGAACUUGGAGCCGCGUUUUAGGGUUAACGCAGCAGCUAGCCACGCUAACGUUAGCUACUACCAGCGCCGCGGUGUGAGCCAACGUCUGGAAGGGCGUACGAGUUUGACGUUUUAUCCCGCAAGUCUGCUCACAUUUCUGAGUUUAGUACAACGCGGUCCUCUCUCUCUCUCUCUCUCGCUCUCUCUUUCUCUUCUCCUCAAACCUAACCCACCCAGUCAACAUGGAGGGGACACACUUUGUACGGGCAUGAAGACGACGAGAAACGGCGACUGAGGAAAAAAAAAGGGGGGAUUAAAAAGCAACUCGGUCUUGAUGGGGAAAAGUUGAGCUGAGGAUUAACAACUUGGGAUAAACUGAAGAAAGGUUUCGAGUCUUUCCUAUUGUACAAGGGCAUGCUAACACCUCAGUGAUGGAGUCCACGGUUGUGAGUACAUCCACUCAGGCCCCUGAUGAGUUUGAUAGGAACGUGCCGCGGAUCUGCGGCGUGUGCGGCGACAAAGCCACCGGCUUCCACUUCAAUGCCAUGACUUGUGAGGGCUGCAAGGGUUUUUUCAGGCGCAGCAUGAAGCGCAAGGCCGCCUUCACGUGUCCCUUUAACGGCAGUUGCACCAUCACCAAGGACAACAGGCGCCACUGCCAGGCAUGCCGGCUCAAACGCUGCGUGGACAUUGGCAUGAUGAAAGAGUUCAUUCUGACAGAUGAGGAAGUUCAGAGGAAGAAGGACUUGAUUCAGCGGAGGAAGGAUGAAGAGGCACAGCGCGAAGCAGAGAGGGAGGCGCGUCGGCCCCGGCUUACUGAUGAACAGAGUCAGGUCAUCGCCACGCUGGUGGAGGCGCACCACAAAACAUAUGACGACUCCUACUCUGAUUUCUGCCGCUUCAGGCCUCCUGUGCGUGAGGGCCCAGUGACACGUAGUGCCAGCAGAGCUGCAUCUCUCCACUCCCUCUCUGAUGCCUCCUCUGACUCCUUCAGUCACUCUCCAGAGUCGGUAGACACCAAAAUGAACUUCAACAACCUGCUGAUGAUGUACCAAGAACAGGGCAGCAGCCCUAACUCCAGUGAGGAGGAGGGCUCCAGCUUCUCCAUGCUGCCCCACCUGGCUGACCUGGUCUCCUAUAGCAUCCAGAAGGUUAUUGGCUUUGCCAAGAUGAUCCCUGGGUUCAGGGAGCUGACUGCAGAGGACCAGAUUGCUCUGCUCAAGUCCAGUGCCAUUGAAGUGAUCAUGCUGCGCUCAAAUCAGAGCUUCAACCUGGAAGAUAUGUCCUGGAGCUGUGGUGGUCCCGACUUUAAAUACCAGAUCAGUGACGUCACCAAAGCGGGCCACACUUUGGAGCUGUUGGAGCCACUGGUGAAGUUCCAGGUGGGAUUGAAGAAGCUGAACCUGCAAGAGGAGGAACAUGUGCUGCUGAUGGCCAUCUGCCUGCUUUCUCCAGACCGCCCAGGUGUGCAGGAUCACGCAAGGAUCGAAGCCCUCCAAGACCGACUGUCAGAGACCCUGCAGGCCUACAUCCAGCUUCACCACCCAGGAGGACGACUGCUUUACGCCAAGAUGAUCCAGAAGCUGGCCGACCUGCGCAGCCUCAACGAGGAGCACUCCAAACAGUACCGCUCACUCUCCUUCCAGCCGGAGCACAGUAUGCAGCUCACCCCGCUGGUGUUGGAGGUGUUCGGCAGCGAGGUCUCCUAGAGGCAGCCGCUGAAACCUCAAGUAGUGGAUUGAGACAAAAAUGUAGGGAAAGAAAGCUAAAUGGAGGUGUGGAGUGCAGACCGAAAGUGGCGUGUGUGUUUUGUGUGUACGUAUGUAUGUGACUGUGUAUGCGCAUGUGUUGGGUGUGUGGUUUCAUGUGCGUCUUGUCUGAAGAAGUUUAUCUCGGCAUAAGGCUGAGGUUGUAUGGAGAGCAAGAAGAUGUUAAGAGAGACAGGAAGAAAGCUUCAUAUAAAACAAAUUAAACUACACAUACAUCUUCUGCCUA
This is a messenger RNA of Larimichthys crocea (large yellow croaker), 2224 nucleotides long. RefSeq names its product vitamin D3 receptor B. The transcript is spliced from 10 exons. The record is from RefSeq and is a predicted model, not a curated record. Gene Ontology annotation, biological process: cell differentiation; positive regulation of transcription by RNA polymerase II; negative regulation of transcription by RNA polymerase II. Gene Ontology annotation, molecular function: nuclear receptor activity; vitamin D response element binding; zinc ion binding. The coding region runs from base 661 to 1938 and encodes 425 amino acids. NCBI's taxonomy places the organism in Eukaryota, Metazoa, Chordata, Actinopteri, Sciaenidae. Gene Ontology annotation, cellular component: nucleus.